UCCUGGAGGAACCUCAUUGAGCAGAUAGGGCUCCUGUAUCAGGAGUACCGAGACAAAUCAACUCUCCAAGAAAUUGAGAUCAGAAGGCAGCAGGAUGCUGAAAUCCAGGCGGGUGAUGACGGGUCUCCAGCCAGCGAGGAAGCCCCCGAGGAGGACGAUGAGGAAGAGGAGGAGGAGGAGGAAGAAGAGGAGGAGCUGGCCAGCCCUCCCGAGAGGAAGGCUCUGCCCCAGAUCUGCCUGCUCAGCAACCCCCACUCCAGGUUCAACCUCUGGCAGGACCUCCCCGAGAUCCGGAGCAGCGGGGUGCUGGAGAUCCUGCCACCCGAGGAAGUCAAGCUGCAGGAGGCCAUGUUCGAGCUCGUCACCUCCGAGGCCUCCUACUACAAGAGCCUGAACCUGCUGGUGUCGCACUUCGUGGAAAACGAGCGGCUCAAAAAGAUCCUGCACCCCUCCGAGGCUCACAUCCUCUUCUCCAACGUCCUGGACGUCACCGCUGUCAGCGAGCGGUUCCUGCUGGAGCUGGAGCGCCGCAUGGAGGAGAACAUCGUCCUGUCCGACGUGUGCGACAUCGUGCACCGCUACGCCGCUGAUCACUUCUCCGUCUACAUCACCUACGUCAGCAACCAGACCUACCAGGAGCGGACGUACAAGCAGCUGCUCCAGGAGAAGGCGGCCUUCCGGGAGCUGAUCGCCCAGCUGGAGCUGGACCCCAAGUGCAGGGGGCUCCCCUUCUCCUCCUUCCUCAUCCUGCCCUUCCAGAGAAUCACCCGCCUCAAGCUGCUUGUGCAGAACAUCCUGAAGCGAGUGGAGGAAAGGUCGAAGCGGGAGUGCACCGCCUUGGAUGCCCACAAGGAGCUGGAGAUGGUGGUGAAGGCUUGCAACGAGGGCGUCCGGAAGAUGAGCCGCACGGAGCAGAUGAUCAGCAUCCAGAAGAAGAUGGAGUUCAAGAUCAAGUCGGUGCCCAUCAUCUCACACUCGCGCUGGCUACUGAAGCAAGGCGAGCUGCAGCAGAUGUCGGGCCCCAAGACCUCCCGCACCCUGCGCACCAAGAAGCUCUUCCGGGAGAUCUACCUCUUCCUCUUCAACGACCUGCUUGUCCUCUGCCGCCAGGUCCCUGGGGACAAGUACCAGGUGUUUGAUUCGGCGCCGCGCGGCCUGCUCCGGGUGGAGGAGCUGGAGGACCAGGGCCAGACGCUGGCCAACGUCUUCAUCCUGCGGCUGCUGGAGAACGCCGAUGACCGCGAGGCCACCUACAUGCUCAAGGCGUCCUCUCAGAGCGAGAUGAAGCGCUGGAUGACCUCGCUGGCCCCCAACCGGAGGACCAAGUUCGUCUCCUUCACGUCCCGACUGCUUGACUGUCCCCAGGUGCAAUGCGUGCACCCAUACGUGGCCCAGCAGCCGGACGAGCUGACGCUGGACCUCGCUGACAUCCUGAACAUCCUGGAGCAGACAGAGGACGGGUGGAUCUUCGGCGAGCGACUGCAUGACCAGGAAAGAGGCUGGUUCCCCAGCUCCAUGACGGAGGAGAUCUUGAACCCCAAGAUCCGGUCGCAGAACCUCAAGGAGUGUUUCCGAGUCCACAAAAUGGACGACCCACAGCGCAGCCAGAACAAGGACCGUAGGAAGCUGGGCAGCCGGAAUCGGCAAUGACCCCUGCGGAGUGGGCAGGCGGGAGCAGGGCUGGCAGGCAGCAGAGGGGCCCCAGGUGGGGGUGAGGGGUGCUUGUCCUGACCCCUGGCCCAGAACUGGAGUCAGGAUUCACCUCUCUCCUUAUAAACGAGGUGACUUUUAAACAGUGUUACAGCUCCCUCUGUCCCCGGUCCCUUAGAGGGUCUACAAGGGAACAGGCAUGCUCUGGGGGCAUCCCAGGAAAGUGGCACUAGCCAAAGACAGGCUGGAGGUGAUGGCUGACCCCUUCCCCAUGUCCCUCUUCCCCUCGGGAGCCACCAGAGUGAACCAAGCGUGCAAACAGCCCAUCUUUGCCUGGAGGGGCCUGGUGGGCGGCCUGCAGUGCACAGGACUAAAACCUUCCACCUCUGCCCGCCCCUCCCCAAGCCUCAGCCAGCCAGAGCUUGGCCGAGGGCCCAUGUCACCUCAGGCUCCUUGGCCGGCCAGAGGUACUGUGACUUCUGUUCCCUUCAGAAGUCUAAGCAUUUUAAAGAAUGAAUCGGCUGCUGCAUCUUAUAUGGGUGAUCGUUAUGAGAGAACCAAAUCUCCAUCUUGGCUGCAUUAAAAGAAGCAUCAUGUGUAAAA
Echinops telfairi (small Madagascar hedgehog) is the source of this 2253-nucleotide messenger RNA. It is a transcript of the gene NGEF, whose product is annotated as neuronal guanine nucleotide exchange factor. The annotation marks the transcript as partial. Gene Ontology annotation, molecular function: protein binding; guanyl-nucleotide exchange factor activity. The record is from RefSeq and is a predicted model, not a curated record. The transcript has 12 exons. Lineage: Eukaryota; Metazoa; Chordata; Mammalia; Afrosoricida; Tenrecidae. Gene Ontology annotation, biological process: activation of GTPase activity.